AUGAAGUUUAUCGGUGCUGUUACCAUUGCAAUCCUUGCGGCUGUCGCAAAUGCGAGCCCUGCUCCGGCUCCGGCUCCGGCCCCGGCUGCGAAUGCCUGUGCCGUUGUUGGCCAAGGCUGUUCUUUUGUGAACUGUUGCAGUGGAUAUCACUGCAUGAACAAGAACCACAUCAUGCAGUGCGUGAAGAACUAG
Messenger RNA from Penicillium manginii, 192 nucleotides. RefSeq lists its product as uncharacterized. NCBI's taxonomy places the organism in Eukaryota, Fungi, Ascomycota, Eurotiomycetes, Eurotiales, Aspergillaceae. The record is from RefSeq and is a predicted model, not a curated record. Bases 1 to 192 code for a protein of 63 amino acids. The transcript is spliced from 2 exons.